AUGGGUCGCUACCUAGCUACCGGCACCCCUUCAACCAUAGGAGAUGACCAAACUCCUCCUCAAGCUACGAGGGAUAAUAUCUGCCAGUUUAAUCUUAAUCGGCGAAAUGUGCAGCGAGGUGAUGUUCAUCCUGUCGAACAUAGACCCCUUGCUAUGAUCACCAAAUAUCCUCCCGUGGUCGAGAAGCCUACUGUAUGGAACGAAACCAACAGAAACAAGACCGAACGAAAAGAAAGUCAGUCAAAGAAGCAGAAGACUGCGCAAUCUGAGCCUGAGCCUCCUACAGUCCAUUCCCAACCUCCAACAACGGAUUUCGAGAGUGUCAUUUGGCCUGAAAUGCAGGAGAAGGUCAGGUCCCUCAUCGAAGUAAAAGUUUCGGAACAUAUGGAAGCUAUGUUGCAGGAAAGAAAGACUGAAUUGGAGUCUUUGACUCGCCCUCCACUGCUUAAGGCGGACAGUUCGCCAGAGGUUUACCUCGCUUACGUUCAAUUCCUUCAGCACAGAAUAAAGUCUACGGCCAAGAACACGCCAAUGAUGCGAAAAACUGAAGCUGUUAUGUCGUUGGCGAUGGACUUGGAGCCAGGAAUAGAGAAAUGCCUUCGCGAGCAUCUAGUUCAAAUCACCGCCGAGGAGAACACUCAAGUGGAAAGCCAAGACUUGGCCAUGACUGAGCGAGAGUGUGUCGAGGAAGAAGAACUGGAGAUAGACGACGAAGAUAUUGUCACAAUUCCGGACGAAAACGAUUCCGACUAUCAGGACGAUCCGGAUGAUGUCGAUGAGGAAGACGAAAUCUUGCCUUCCAUCGAGUGUCUUACCCCAGUUACGACACCCACAACCGUGAACCAACUGAAAAGAUACGAGAAACGAUAUAAGGAGUAUUGCCGGUCUGCCGCAUCGGAGAGAGAAGUGCAUAGUCGUGUGUUCAGUCCUUUGGAUGGGUAUACAAAUAUACCAAAUGAUGACUCUGAUGAACCUCGACAAGCUUGUGGUCUCCCUGAAACACCAAGCAAGCUAAACGAACUAGAAGAGACUCCGGACGGAAAAUGGGAACUAGGGAAGAUUUCCAACGACAAGAAGAGAUCAUUCAAGAUGACGCCGACACCAACCAAAGCAGUCAGCAAGAGACGCUGCACAGUCAAACACUCGCCUGGAUUUACAAGCCCGGUGUCGUCCAUGUCUUCGUACUUUCCAUCACUACAGGAGAUGUUCAGCUCAAGUCUGGGACGACAGUCAUCUCCGGCAACACAACCGAGUCCCUCCAGAAGACAGCCUUCUCUGGCUCAUAGUCCAACUCCUAGCCCAGCAGUGAGAAGAUCUGUGGGAACAGAAGACACCUCUGGCAGUACUGGUGCUACCCAUAAGCCUCCUCCAGUACCGCUGUUUGGAGAGUCGCCCGGUCUGUUCGUGACUCCUGAUCCAACUUCUAACACUAGCCCCUUUACCUUCAAGCAAAGCGCGUCUAGUAGCACACGGAAGGUUGAACGGACACAGCGCGAGGGUACAUUAACCACUCGCUUCCGAGAGACGGCGGCAGAUUUUGAGGCCAUGGAUACAUCUGAGAAGCUCCUGUUGCUGUUUAAAAUGUCCAGAGGAAAGGAGAAAUAG
Molecule: messenger RNA, 1605 nt
Organism: Fusarium venenatum
Lineage: Eukaryota; Fungi; Ascomycota; Sordariomycetes; Hypocreales; Nectriaceae
Source: RefSeq, a predicted model, not a curated record